GUCCCUGCCAUGGUAACGGCAGCCGGGUGCCCGCCACAAAGAUGGCGGCACUGCCCCGCGGCGACGCCCGGAAGCACCGUCCCCUUCCCGUGACCAAGAUGGCGGCGGCGGCCCCGGCGGCGAGGGCCGGGCCCGGUGCCGGUGUCGUGGCGGCGAUGGCGGCGCGCGGCGCCGAGGCCGAGGCGCUGUUCGAGGCGCACACGGCGGCCGAGCUGCGGGCGGUGGAGCGGCGGCUGCGCGCCGGCAUCGAGCAGAAGCGGGAGGAGCUGCGGCAGAUGGUGGGCGAGCGGUACCGCGACCUCAUCGAGGCGGCCGACACCAUCGCCGAGAUGCGGCGGAGCGCCGAGAGCCUGCUGGGCGCCGUGCGGGGGCUGCAGCGCGGCGGCACGGCCCGGCCCGGCCCCGCCGGCACGGUUCGCCCUCCGGCUCACCAGAGUUUCUACGGGGCGGCGGCGCAGCUGAAGCUGCUGCUGGAGGUUCCCGAGCAGGUUUGGGGGGCGGUGGAAGGGGGUCGCUACCUGCCCGCGGCCCGGCUCCACCUGCUCGGGGCUCACCUGCGCCGCCAGCUGCAGCUCGACACCCCCCGAGCCCGCUCCAGCGCCGUCCUCGCCCGCUUCCCCAUCCUGCUGCGGCAGGUGGCGGCUGCCAGCCACCUCAGAUCCACCAUCCUGCAGGAGAGCAAGGCCCUGCUGCGCUGCCCCACGGGCUCGGACCAGGCGGUGGCAGAAGCCCUGUGUGCCAUCAUGCUGCUGGAGGACAGCUCCCCUCGGCAGGCCCUGGCUGACUUCCUGCUGGCCAGGAAAUUGGCCAUCCAGCAGCUGCUCAACCAGCCACACCACGGCGCAGGUAUCAAAGCCCAGGUGUGUUCCCUGAUGGAGCUGCUCACCACCACGCUGUACCAGGCCCACGCUCUGUUCUACACCGUGCCCGAGGGCAUGGCCCCGGAGCCAGCCCUGCCCUGUGGAUUGCUCUUCUCCACCCUGGAGAGCAGCACUGGCCAGAACCCUGCAGGGAGAGGAGGGGUGCUGGAGGAGGAUCUGAAGCUGAGCAGCUGGUUCAAGUACCUGCCUGAGUCCGUGGUGGAAUUCCAGCCAGCCCUGCGGACCCUGGCGCACCCCAUCAGCCAGGAGUACCUCAGGGAGACCCUGCAGCAGUGGAUCAGCAUGUGCAGCGAUGACAUCAGGACAGGGGUCAGAACCCUGCUGGUGUACGUGAAGAGCAUGAAGGGGCUGGCAGGGAUCCGUGAUGCCGUGUGGGAGCUGCUGUCCAGUGAGUCCAGCAGCCACAACUGGGAGGCCGUGUGCCAGCGCCUGCUGGGCAGGCCCGUGUCCUUCUGGGAGGAGCUGCUGCAGCAGCUCUUCCUGGACAGGCUGCAGACUCUGACCCAAGAAGGCUUCGACUCCAUUUCAAGCAGCUCCAAGCAGCUGCUGGCUGCAGCCUUGCAGGAGUUGGAAGUGAAAGGUGGCAGCGGUGCCCUGAGCAAGCAGAUCCAGCUGGAACAGAACGUGGCCCUGUUCCUGUGGUCGGAGAGCCCCGGGGACCUGCCCGGGGACGCGGCGUGGGUCAGCGUGGGGCAGCGCGGGCCCUUCGCCAGGAGCGGGCUGGCCAUGAAGGCACAGGCGCUCACUCCCUGCAUGCAGAGCUUCUGCUCCACGCUGGACUCCAAGCUGAAGGCCAGGCUGGAGGAUGUCCUAUCCUACCUCCCCGGGGACGACUCUGUCCCCAAGGAGCCCGCGGUGCCACCGCGCUCCGCCUUCGACCGCUUCGCCGACGCCGGCACCGUGCAGGGGCUGCUCCGCGACCGCUGCGCCGCCUGCGUCCAGCACCUCCUGGGCUGCGUCCAGGAGCAGCUCCAGAGUGCCCAGAGCCAGCUGGAGCCCCCUGGGGACACCGGGCUCAACGCCGUGCUCUUCAUGGCCAGGCUGUGCCAGGCCCUGCCCGAGCUGUGCCCUCACCUGCAGCGCUGCGUGCUGGGCCGGGCGGGCGGCGCGGAGUCGGCGCCCAAGGAGCCGCGCUCUGCCAAGAAGCUGGGCAAGGGCAAAGCCCAGGAAGUGUCCCCCGAGCUGGCCAAGUGGCAGGGGGUGAAGGCAGAGCUCCUGCAGCAGAGCCUGGUGGCUUAUCAGCUGUGGAGCUCGGCUGUCACCAAAGGUCUGGUUCAGUGCUUCACCCACACGUUGCUGCUCGACACAGCUGGCUCCAUCCUGGCCACGGCCACCAACUGGGACGAGAUUGAAAUCCAGGAGGAGACCGAGUCUGGGAGCAGUGUGACGUCCAAGAUCCGGCUGCCUGUGCAGCCCUCGUGGCACGUGCAGUGCCUGCUGUUCAGCCUGUGCCAGGAGGUGAACAGGGUUGGUGGGCACACCCUGCCCAAGGUCACGCUGCAGGAGCUGCUGAGGAGCUGCAUGGCAGAGGUCCUCGCUGCCUAUGGGAAGCUGGUGGAGCAGAAGCAGGAGAAGAGGCCAGACAGCUUCCCCCUGACCCAGAGCAGGGCUCUGCAGUUACUCUACGACCUGAGGUACCUCAGCAGCAUCCUGACAGCCAAGAGUGAGGACACAAAACCCAGCAGGAUCAAGCAGGACUCCGGGAUUGAGAAGGUCAUCGACUUCCUGGAGGGACACAUCGAUCCCUUCGACCUGGAUGUCUUCACCCCACACCUGAACAGCAACCUGAACCGCCUGGUGCAGAGAACCUCGGUUCUCUUUGGCCUGCUGACUGGGACAGAGAACCAGUACACCAGCAGGGGUGGCGCUCUGAGCUCGCAGGAGCUCCACAACAUCCUGCCCUUAGCAUCCAGCCAGAUCAGGUUUGGACUCCUGCCACUGAGCAUGUCAAGCUCACGGAAGAGCAAGUCGGCUGCCAGGAGCACAGAAAGAGUCCAGUGAAAGGAAUCAUUAUGGCAGCACAGCAGGGGAUGGGGUGGUUUUCUCCAGGAGCCUCCCUUUGCCCCUGUGGUUUUGGGGCCACUGCUCUGUGGCAGUAAAGGCUUACAUGGUGAGGGCAGUGCAUCAAAGAGAGCUCAUCUAAGAGGGCUGCAAGAAAGACUGAAGGACAGCAGCUAAUGCUUGAACUCCUUUGCAGUGGGAUGCUGCCCUGUAACCCCGAGGAGGCCUGGCCAGGUACCCCAGCUGUGUGAGGAGUGUCCUGCUGCUCCCCUGGUGCUGAGCUGUAGCAGCCAAUCUUUCUGUUGCUCCAUUUCCCCCAGUUUAAAAUAUCUGCUUAGAUGGAGCUCUGUGUGCUGGGUGAGAGCCAAGGAACACCUCACUGCUGUGGGAAGCAGCAAUGAAUGUUUCCUUCACUUAUUACCAGCCCAAUCUAUCCCUGGUGGUCUUGGCAAUUGGGACAAGUCGUUGAGUUGACAAGAGCCAAGACAAAGAGGUUUUACCAGUGUCAUUUGAGAUGAUGUUCCAUUUGCAACUCUCCUUCUCCAUUUCUUGGAGCCCUUAAGGACAAGACCCAGCAGAAGGGGUGUUUAAAAGCCCAAAACUUCCCAGCAAAGGUAUUCCUUAUCUCUCACAGCUCAGCUGGACUAGAGCAUAGAAGUGUGCAGUGAUGUCUGGCUCGUUCUGUCACUCCCCUCAGCUGCUGUGCUGUGCUCAGCACACCCGUGUCCUGUGCUAGCCACACUUGCCAGGAUCCCUGACAGAUGCUUGCUCCUUCGUCAAUGCUAAAACUCUUCUGGAGAGGUUAAAAUCUGCAGUUCUCCAAGAACAGCUCCUGCAAGGGCACCGGCUGUGCUUCUACCACACUGUGAGCCCUUGCUCUGAGAGCAGCAGCCCCUGCCCUGCUGCUCACAGUGUUUUGCUGAGUGUUCAUUGGGGUUUUAUAAGCAUUGGGUGACAUCUGCCAAGUGCCUGUUGCUACAGCAGCGAGGUGUGUGUCUGUCACUCCCCCAGCAGUGACACCGCUCCGGGGUGCGUGCCCUGUGCUGCUGAGGGGACACCCCGGGGGUGCUGUGAGAGUCAGAGUCACUUUUGUCUUCCCAAAGGGCCAGGCUGCAGCUGCGGUGCUGCCCAGGGAGGAGGAGGCACGGCCGGGCUCGCUGUUCCGGCAGCUCCUCACCGACGACGAGGACGCGGCCGCCCCGUCCCUCUUCAAGCUGGGCUGGCUCUCAGGCAUGACAAAGUGAGGCAGCAACCAAUAAAGCUGCUCUGGAUGUUUGUCUUCACUGA
Serinus canaria (Common canary) is the source of this 4169-nucleotide messenger RNA. It is a transcript of the gene COG1, whose product is annotated as component of oligomeric golgi complex 1. Gene Ontology annotation, biological process: intra-Golgi vesicle-mediated transport. Gene Ontology annotation, cellular component: COG complex; Golgi apparatus. NCBI's taxonomy places the organism in Eukaryota, Metazoa, Chordata, Aves, Passeriformes, Fringillidae. The record is from RefSeq and is a predicted model, not a curated record. The transcript is spliced from 14 exons. Bases 42 to 2882 code for a protein of 946 amino acids.